AUGUGGAAAUAUAAUAAUUAUUUGAAAAAUAAACCGCCAAAAAAUUGGAUCAAAAUCGGUGAAAUAUCCGAACUUUGCAUUUAUCCCAUCAAAUCUUGCAAAGCGUUCAAAUCUGAUUAUUUCGAAUGUACACCGUUCGGUCUUAAAUCUGGAACGUUGAGGGACAGAUCUUUCGUUAUUCUCAACGAUAAAGGAAACGUUAUUUCCGGUAGGAUAUAUCCGAAAAUGUCACAAAUAUUUACCGUUUCAAACGGUUCGACUUUUAAAUUAUCAUCUCCAGACAUGAGUGAUGGCGAAAUUGAAUUUACGUUAGAUGACAUUGAAAAAGGAAAAACUAAAACGUUCGAAAUUUGGACGGUUCCGAUAGAAGGAAGAGAUUGCGGUGAUAAAAUUGGAAAAUGGUUGUCGAAAUGCAUAUUAAACGAAGAAAAAGGUUUAAGACUUUUUUAUUGCGCAUCAUUGAACAAAGGAAAAAGAAUGAAUCCGAAAAUAACAAAAAUAACAAAUUUGACAAAAGUUCCAUUGAAUGAAAACGAUGGAGGAUUUUUUUCCGAUUCGGUUUCUUAUCAUUUGAUAUCGAACGUGUCGACAGAAUAUUUAAACACGAGAUCGAAUGGCGAAAUAAUAACUCCUUUAAAUUUUCGCCCUAAUUUUGUCGUGAAAGGUGAAAGGUUGAUACCUUUCGAAGAAGAUAAUUGGGAAUGGGUUAAAAUCGGAAAUGCCGUGUUUAAAAAUCUUUCACCUUGCACCAGAUGUAUAUUCACGACUGUUGAUCCUGCAACUGGUCAAAGGUCAAAAAACAUGGAACCUUUAACUUCGAUGAAAAGAUUUAGGAAUUUAAGGGAUCCUAGAAAACGUCAAAUAAUGCCGAGUCCAAGCAUGGGAAUUUAUUUGGGACUUCGAACAUAUCAAUCUGAUAUUAAAGUUUCCGUCGGUGAUUCAGUCUACGUUCCAGAAUCAUGA
This is a messenger RNA of Pediculus humanus corporis (human body louse), 963 nucleotides long. RefSeq names its product molybdopterin cofactor sulfurase, putative. NCBI's taxonomy places the organism in Eukaryota, Metazoa, Arthropoda, Insecta, Psocodea, Pediculidae. The record is from RefSeq and is a predicted model, not a curated record. The coding region runs from base 1 to 963 and encodes 320 amino acids. The transcript is spliced from 6 exons. Gene Ontology annotation, molecular function: molybdenum ion binding; catalytic activity; pyridoxal phosphate binding.